This is a messenger RNA of Macadamia integrifolia, 683 nucleotides long. RefSeq lists its product as uncharacterized. The transcript has a single exon. The record is from RefSeq and is a predicted model, not a curated record. Lineage: Eukaryota; Viridiplantae; Streptophyta; Magnoliopsida; Proteales; Proteaceae. Bases 71 to 499 code for a protein of 142 amino acids.
CUCUUUAACAUCAAUAAACAGUUAAGAGGAAGAGUUCCUCCAUUCCUUAACAUUCGAUUGACCAAACAUUAUGGCUACUGAAGAUAGAGCAGGAGCUGAAAUUGUACGAGGAAAGGAAGCUUGUGAGCGAUUUUCGGCGGAGCUGAUGAAAGAGCUGGGAUUUCCUAGUGGUGUCCUUCCCACAGGAGAGCUGGUGGAAUGCGGGAGGGUGCGAUCCACUGGUUUCGUGUGGUGGAAAUGCAAGACCGCCUAUGAGCAUUUCAAUGUGGCAACCAACACCAAGAACAGCUAUGCUGCCGAGACCACGGCAUAUGUGGAGAAAGGGAGGAUGAAGAAGAUGACGGGUUGCAAGGCUAAGCAGAUGAUGGUGUGGGUUCCCAUUGUAGAAAUGUACAUUGAUGGCAACAAGAUCUCCUUCAAGUCAUCCAUGGGGGUGGGCAAGUCCUUCCCUAUCAUCUCUUUUAUGAAUGAAGAGGAAAAGAAGGCUUAUCUCCAAUAAAAAAAUGCAGCAAAUUAAACAUUAGUGACUAGUCAAGUCAGGAUCAUUCCAUGAAGGUCUUUUAUCUUAUUUCCAUACCCUAUCAACUUUAAGUGUCGCGUUCCUUUUUUUAUGAGUCUUUGUAUUUCUGUAUCCUUACUUCAUGACCCAAUUAUAUUUUAAUGCACUAGAUUAUUUAAAACCA